AUGAGGGGGCUGCUGAGGGGGCGGCUGCUGGGCGUCGGCGGCUGCCGGGGGCUGAGCGGGGGGCCCGGGCCGGCCCCGGCGUGGGGCUGGUGGGAGGCGGUGUCGGGGUGGGCGCCAGUGGGCUGGGCGGAGGCGGGGCUGGCGGGGCUGCAGGCCGCCUCGGGGCUGCCGUGGUGGGCCACAGUGGUGGCCUCCAGCGCCCUCCUCCGCACCGGCCUCACCCUCCCGCUCGCCGCCCUCCAGGCCCGCGUCCUCGCCAAGCUGGAGAACCUGCAGCCGGAGGUGCGUGGCCUGGCCCAGCGGCUGCGCCUGGAGGUCUCGCUGUGCGCCCAGCAAAGACGGUGGAGCCCGUGGGCCGCCAGGUUCCAUUUCAGGAAGAAUUUGAAAAGAAUUGUUUCAGAGUUAUAUGUUCGAGAUAAUUGUCACCCUUUCAAGGCCAGCUUGCUGAUAUGGAUACAGGUUCCAGUAUGGGUCUUUGUUUCCUUCGCUUUGCGGAACUUCAGCAUUGGAAGGACAGCUUCUGAAGGGCUUCCUGUCCAGGAACAGCUUUCCAUGGGAGGCACCCUCUGGUUCACGGACCUCACUGCACCCGAUCAGACCCUGCUUUUGCCCAUCACUCUUGGAGUACUGAAUCUGCUGAUAGUGGAAAUUUUUGUCUUGCAGAAAACCAAACUGUCCAGGAUUCAGAAGUAUGCUACUCACUUCUUUCGGGGGAUGUCUGUACUUAUGGUCCCUGUUGCUGCAACUGUGCCAUCUGCCAUGGCUUUGUACUGGGUGUCUUCGAGCCUCAUGGGACUUUCACACAAUCUUCUGCUCCGUUCUCCUGCUUUCCGUAGACUUUGCUGUAUACCCCUGACCAAGUCUGAUUCAGCCACUCCUUACAGGGACCUUGUUGCUGCCGCCUGUGCAAAAUAUUUGUUGAAGUGAGAUCCUCACUGUUUGAAACAAACUGUUCUUUUUGUUCAUGUCAUUGCUGACGCUUGAAAUCAAGCGAUACUCUAUUUACUCUUCCUGGAUGUGGAAGCUCACCUUGAACAAAUCAGAUUUCAUCAGUACGGCGGGGGGGCUGUGCUGUGUUGGAGAAGAGUAAACAACAUUGUGGCUCCUUGAGGGUGUUAGGAGUCUCUGGGAAUGUGUGGGGUUUUUGCAGGAAUUUUGGCCAUGUUUGGGGUACCCAGCCCUCUGCCAGGCCUGAGACGGGUGCAUGCUUUCAGCGCCUCCAGGAUUCUCAAAACAGGACCUUCAGCCUUACAUUUAUUUCUGUGUAAAUAAAAAAAACGCUGAGACACACCAUAAAUUUUAAACAAGACAGUGUAAUGUAGAGGUCAGUGUUCUGACAAAGCUUGCACAUAGAACUUCAAAUAGACAAGAGCAUGUAGCAAAAAGACAUUCACAGAAGACAGUUCAGUCUUUCCAAUCACAAAGGAGUAACAAUAUUUCAGUAUUUAGUUCAAAGAACUAAAGGAAGCCCUUCCAAAGACGUCUGUUCUAAAUAUCAAGACGUUUUCAUUCGUCUUCAGUUUGAAGGCUUAUUUAUCACUGGAACCCAAUCUUUACAAUACAUUCACAGAAGACCAACAAGGUUCAGAACAUGUCUGUAAGAUUUCCAGGUUCUCUUGGAAACAUGUUCUGAACAGAAUGUAUUGUAAAGAUUGGGUUCCAGUGAUAAAUAAGCCUCCAAACUGAAGAAAGACAGAUUAAACGUGAGGGGGUAGGCGAGUGGAGCGCCACGAGGGCAGUGGGGGGGAGGGCGGGCAGAGCACAGCAGGGGGGGGGCGCUAUUUGCCCUGGAGUCGCUUCUGGCUAAAAUCCUAUAGUUUCGUUACAUUUAUUUCUGGCACUCAGGAGUACAGAUAGGCUUUAUGUUGUGUGCACAGGAACUAGAAUAAAAGUAACUGUGGUUAAGAAAUCUCAAUACUCAGUCAAUAUCCUAAGCAUAGUUUAGUCUCAGGAGAGCUUCCAAAAUAUAAGAACUUCUGCUUGUUUUUACUUAGAAUUACAAAUGCUUUUCUCAAUAAAUAUUGAAAAUUCUAGCUUCCGUUUUUCUGGAAAUCGUGCCAAAUAAAUAAAAUAAAAAUCCACUUAAUAUGAA
This is a messenger RNA of Heteronotia binoei (common prickly gecko), 2092 nucleotides long. RefSeq names its product cytochrome c oxidase assembly protein COX18, mitochondrial. Gene Ontology annotation, molecular function: membrane insertase activity. Lineage: Eukaryota; Metazoa; Chordata; Lepidosauria; Squamata; Gekkonidae. The record is from RefSeq and is a predicted model, not a curated record. Gene Ontology annotation, cellular component: mitochondrial inner membrane. The coding region runs from base 1 to 927 and encodes 308 amino acids. The transcript is spliced from 6 exons. Gene Ontology annotation, biological process: mitochondrial respiratory chain complex IV assembly; protein insertion into mitochondrial inner membrane from matrix.